AUGGUUCCAUCAUCUUAUUGUGAUGUUUGUACAGAGGGAGGAAGUUCUCCGUGCAAUACGAAUAAGUUUUACUCCGUAUAUGCAAAAGAACAGGGCAAAGAAACUCUAAUCGGAUGUUUCAAAUACGUGUACUUCAAGACACCUCACACGUUCAAAAACCUUACUUUUGCCGAAUGUUUUAAUCAUUGUAGGAACAUUUCAACGCAGUUUAUGGCUUUCAAGAAAGGUUUCAUCUGUUUGUGUGGAAAUGAGAUCAACAUUUUUGGUCACUACCCAUAUGAAGACUGUUUAGAAGAUCAGUUGAGAUUUUUUCGGGUUUACAAAGUGGUUUUUAUUUCAUCAGUUUUCUCCGAUUACGAUUACAUUGACGGGAUGAAAUUAUAUCAUUUCUGUUUGAAUGACGAAAUUGAAGAUGGCCAGCUGUGUAAACCUGGCGCGUGCGUUCCUGGCUGGAAAGGUGGUGUCUGUGAUGUCAGGGACUGCAGUGUCGCCAAUGGAAACUGCCCAAGUAUAAUGGAAUGCGUUGAGGAGAAGUCAAAUCGCUCUCAGUGCUUUUGUAGAAAUGGAUUUGUGAGGUCAAAUAGUACAAGGUGUACAGUCCUGAAAGAAAAAGUGUCUAAAACCCCUGUCAAAACAGUUUCGACAACUAGCACAACCGAAAAUAAACCAAACGUAAAUUAA
Helobdella robusta is the source of this 681-nucleotide messenger RNA. RefSeq lists its product as hypothetical. The record is from RefSeq and is a predicted model, not a curated record. Gene Ontology annotation, cellular component: plasma membrane. NCBI's taxonomy places the organism in Eukaryota, Metazoa, Annelida, Clitellata, Rhynchobdellida, Glossiphoniidae. Bases 1 to 681 code for a protein of 226 amino acids. The transcript is spliced from 6 exons.